This is a messenger RNA of Filobasidium floriforme, 1632 nucleotides long. RefSeq names its product major facilitator superfamily domain-containing protein. Gene Ontology annotation, cellular component: membrane. Gene Ontology annotation, molecular function: transmembrane transporter activity. The coding region runs from base 1 to 1524 and encodes 507 amino acids. The transcript is spliced from 12 exons. The record is from RefSeq and is a predicted model, not a curated record. Lineage: Eukaryota; Fungi; Basidiomycota; Tremellomycetes; Filobasidiales; Filobasidiaceae. Gene Ontology annotation, biological process: transmembrane transport.
AUGAGCGCCCCGACCCAUGAGCUUACCCGGGAAUUUUCGACCGACAAGAAGCACGAUGUCGAGUAUCUCGAAGAGGCGGCGGCCGACGCGAACCCGAUCCGCACGGUCGAAACUAAGUUUGAAGGGUACACCGAGGCCGAGACGGCUCAGAUGUCGAAGAAGUUGGUGCGACUGAUCGACUGGAGGAUCCUUCCGGUGUUGGUCCUCCUCUUCUUGCUCAAUAUCCUCGAUCGGUCCAACAUUGCCUCCGCCAAGGUCUCUGGAAUGCCCAAGGAUCUCGGCUUCGGACCUGUGACGUACAACAAUGCCGUCUUGGUCCUGUUCAUCGGUUACGUGGCCAUGCAAAUUCCCGCCGGUUUCAUUCUCGCCAAGAUUCCCCCUGUCCUGUUUUUGACGGGCGCGGUAACCACGUGGGGAGUAGUCUCCAUGUGCUGUGGAUUCGUCAAGACUGCGCCUCAAUUGCUGGCAUUGCGCUUCCUUGUCGGGGUUGCAGAAGCUCCCUUCUUCCCUGGCGCUCUGCUUAUUCUUUCCAGUUUCUACACCCGAAAGGAGCUGGCAGUUCGAAUCGCUAUCAUGUACUCAGGGAAUUCCUUGUCGAACAGUUUCGGUGGCCUCAUCGCGGCUGGUCUGGUCUCUGGACUCGAAGGCAAAGGAGGGCUCGAAGGUUGGAGGUGGCUCUUUAUCGUCGAGGGCGCCAUUACCGUCUUCGUCGGGAUCGCCGUCUACUUCAUCCUGCCCUCGUACCCUAGCAAGACCAAGUUCUUCUCCGAAGAGCAGCGUCGUCUCGCCGUUUGGAGGACUACUCAGGACGCCAAUGGAGAGCCCGACGAGGGCGGAGAGACCUCGCUCGUCAAGGGGGCCAAAUUGGUUAUCAAGGACUGGAAGAUCCUGAUGCUGAUCUUCCAACAAAUGUUCAUUUCGUGCAGUCAAUCGUUCUCGUACUUCUUCCCUUCAAUCGUCAAGUCUCUUGGGUACGACCGCAACAAGACGUUGCUUCUGACGGCCCCGCCUUAUCUCUUCGCGUUCUUCGCAUCUUUGGGAGUCGCGGUUUCGUCCUCCAAGCUCGAGGAGCGCGGAUUGCAUAUCGCUAUUCCUAUGCUCAUCUCGACUCUGGGUAACAUCUUGGUUAUCGCCCUGCCUGAUACGAAUAUCGCUGGACGCUACACGGCCAUGUUCAUGUUGACCAUGGGUAGCUACUGUGCUUUCAACCUUAGCUUCAGUUGGCUUACCGCAACCAUUCCGCGGCCCAGAAUCAAACGAGCUGCUGCGUUAUCGCUGGUCAACGGUCUGGCAAACGCGAGUCAUUUCUUUAGUCCCUAUUUCUUCUUGGACUCAGACGCUCCCAAGUACAUCAACGGAGGCUCGACCAUCGCCGCCUUCUCUUUCGCCGUCGCUGCGGGCGCGAUCUCGAUCAAGUUUGUGCUCAAAUGGCAGAACCGUGUUCUUGAUCGCCUCGACGAGGAGGACAAGCCGUACGAGGGGUCCCUCGAAGGUAUCCCCAAGGGCUACAGGUUUAUCACGUGAGCAAUCACGGUGCGAACAACUCGAAUUGUACCUAAAGAGAGGAAAUGUGGAUUCGGACUGAUGUACCUAAAGAGAGAAGUAUAAAUUCUGGAGGAUGAUCGAAUAUAU